AUGUCUUCUACUAAUCAAGGAAGUGAUUCUGCUGAAAACACUCUCAAAAAUGCGGAAAAUGAAUGACCAAAUGCCUGUGAGGCAGGGAAACAACUUCUACUUGCUGGUGGCAGCAUAAUUUCUCAGGUGGAAACAAAUAUAUAAAGCUCACCAAGAUCCCAAAAAGAUACAUAUAACCAAGCCACAGAAAGUAGCCAAUCAGAAGCAGGGAAGACUCAAAACAAUCCACCAAAUGAAUUUAUAAAAGACCCAUUUCCACUACAGAUACUUAUUCCUAGAAAGCUAGCCUUUCCUAGGGUAGAGUAUUUAGAACUGAGAAUUCCACAACCAUAAAGUCAUGAAGAUGAGUCUGUGUCAGAUAAAAUAAUGUUUUAUCCUGGAAAAAUGGAGAUGGGAAUAAGUGAUUACUUUCACAUUUCUACACAUGACAAAAUGAUACAUACUCAUUUCUUGCAUUGACGAGUCCUGUUCAUUAAUAUUGCUGAGUUAAGUAGAACAAUUAUUCACUUAUUGUGCAGGAGAAAUUCCUCUCCCCCUGAACAAUGUCAACAUAAUACAUGGGUAAAGCAUAAAUAUAUAGCUGUUCUUGCUCACCAGAAUGUUUUUUAACAACACUGAAAGGAACAUGUGUUUGGAAGGCCUUUGGGAGUAUACUAUUACCAUCCACUUAUUGAAAGAAUAACUCAAAGAAAAACUAGUAAGUCCUAUAAAAACAAUGGAAACCACCCUUCUGUAAGCCCAAGGUUCUACAUACCAAAGUUCCAAACUCAGAAUAUUGUUCAUAAAAUACUUGUUAGAAAUAAGAGAACUCGUCACAAACUGAGACUAGUAAUCAUAACUAAUAAAAAUUGGAAAUAUCUGUGUCAUAUCUGUUGGUGUGGUUUCAACAACUUUCAAUAUUUUGAACAUCAUUCCUUCAAAUUUUCUGGAAAUUAA
Arvicola amphibius (Eurasian water vole) is the source of this 936-nucleotide messenger RNA. It is a transcript of the gene Cpxcr1, whose product is annotated as CPX chromosome region candidate 1. Lineage: Eukaryota; Metazoa; Chordata; Mammalia; Rodentia; Cricetidae. The record is from RefSeq and is a predicted model, not a curated record.